AUGCAAACGUCGCAGAACAAACAUAACGGAAAGCAAAUGGAUAUUAAACGGGAAGAGGGCUUGAAAAGGCGCAUUGGAGAAGAUAAUAUCGGCUACAAGUUAAUGCUGAAAAUGGGCUUCAAGGGAGAUGGUGGAAUAGGCAAAAAAGCGGAAGGGCGUUCCGAACCGAUACCCAUUGAAAUAAUCGAUGGGCGCAAAGGUCUUGGUUUGCACAAUAUUGAAAAGAAACGGAGUGAAGCCAUCGCUGCGGCUAGGGAACAGCAGGACAUGAAAAUGUCUGCUUUUCAGUCUGACUUUCGUGCAUCAAUGGCUUCAAGAUUUCGAAUGGAGCGUGCUCAGCGCCAAUUAAUGGCUGCACGGUCUAUUUGCCAGCAGCUUGACAUGGCACAGUCUCGGGAUCAGCCAGUUGACAAGGAGUUUUGGCCUCCUGAUGAAAAAAAGGCGAAGCUGCUGGCUCAUUCGGAGCUGAUUCGUCGGGAGAUUUGUCGUUCGAGUCCUCAUGGUAGUCGCAAAAAGAGACGAAGGCGGCAGAAUGAUGCAGGUAACACGAGGGAUUUAGAUGAACGCCGCGAUGAAUGCGACACUGUUCUGGGGAUUGAGUCUGAUGAGGAAGCGUAUUGCGACAUUGAUGCAGCGCAACAUGGGCCUAUAGAGUCCAAGCCCGACUUGAUUUUAUCUCGUCUUGCUACCUACCUGAGGGAGUCGCACUUCUACUGCUUCUGGUGUGGUGAACAAUACUCGAACAGUUCCAACCUAGAGGCCAAAUGUCCUGGGCCUACAGAAGAAGACCAUGGAUAA
Molecule: messenger RNA, 798 nt
Organism: Echinococcus granulosus
Lineage: Eukaryota; Metazoa; Platyhelminthes; Cestoda; Cyclophyllidea; Taeniidae
Product: Coiled-coil domain-containing protein 75
Exons: 3
Coding region: 1-798 (265 amino acids)
Cellular component (GO): kinetochore
Molecular function (GO): nucleic acid binding
Source: RefSeq, a predicted model, not a curated record